AUGGCGGAGGUGGCCAUCACAUCGGUCGACGUGAAGAACAACCCGGCGCCGUUCGCCGACGAGAUUGAGCUGGAGGUCCAGUACGAGUGCCUCACCGCCCUGAAAGAUGAUCUGGAGUGGAAAGUGAUCUAUGUAGGAUCUGCAGAGACCGAGGAGCACGACCAGGUCCUCGACACAGCCUUUGUGGGGCCGGUCCAGCCCGGGGCCUACAAGUUCACGAUGCGGGCGCCGGCGCCGGACGCCGGAAGGAUCCCCCAGGGCGACGUUGUGGGGGUGACCGCGCUGCUGCUGACCUGCUCUUACCAGGGCAAGGAGUUUGUGCGCGUGGGCUACUACGUUAACACAGAGUACGCGGACCCUGCCCUCAUUGAGGCCCCGCCUGAGAAGCCGCUGCUGGAGAAGCUGCAGCGCAACAUCAUGGCGGACCACCCCAGGGUGACCAAGUUCCACCACGACUUUGACAAUGAGCCCGCCCCCGCCCCCCAGCCUGUCGAGGGUGACGUCAUGGGCGACGACGAUGACGGCAUGGCUCUGGACGAGAUGGGCGCCGACGACGACGACGAGGAGGAGGACGAGGCGUCGGCGGAUGAGGAGGUCAUGGAUGACUGA
Molecule: messenger RNA, 609 nt
Organism: Monoraphidium neglectum
Lineage: Eukaryota; Viridiplantae; Chlorophyta; Chlorophyceae; Sphaeropleales; Selenastraceae
Product: Histone chaperone asf1
Exons: 3
Coding region: 1-609 (202 amino acids)
Biological process (GO): DNA replication-dependent chromatin assembly
Cellular component (GO): nucleus
Molecular function (GO): histone binding
Source: RefSeq, a predicted model, not a curated record